CAGGGCUUUUGCACUCGAUAUUUUGGAUCUGGAACUUCUCAUGGGUGAUUUGACUGCGCCGCUCAUCUUGACCAUUGUCCUACAACAACUUUCCAACCCUACUUCGAGCCCGAGAGCUUUUGUUCCUUUCGCUAACUGCCCGUUGCAUAUUUUUUCAACCCUGCCCACUCUACACCUAUUCCGGCCACAACCACAUUGUCUUCUUUAUCCCUAAACUGGCUGAAGCGUUCCGGUGCCGUAAAAACACGCGCUCUCCGCUAUUAGAGUUGAAAUAUUGGUCACUGGCUAUCUAAACAGGAGAGGCUCUCUCUCUAAAGAGUGCCAUACGCGAUAUGUCUGAUACCCGCUUUUUUACCGUUCGACCACUCUCAAAGCCAACAAGGAACGACCACCGAGAUGCCUUUCGCGUAUAUAUGUCGUCAUCCUCACUAGCCUUUCUUAAGCUGCGAGCCGGGGACGUCUGCAAUAUCCACAUCACCGAUGGACCAUCGAAAACUGCAAUAGCUUGGAAUGCGACUGAGAAUAUACAAAACACCGUCGUGCAAACUUCAAGGACUCUCCAGGAUUGCUAUGGAGUAAAAGUCGGCGAGAAGAUAAGCAUCAGUAAGGCCGAUAGUCCUUUGAAGGAGGUCACACUGGUUUCAUUGGUAGAGUGUUCAGAUGUUGAUAGGAUUGCAAAGUAUGGUGCGAUCUCUCCCUCCGACAUGAACCACUGGUCUUGGUCUUUGGAACUACCUCUCUCAAAGUGUGAUGCGAUUUCAACUGGUCUGGUUUUCGAACUGGAACUUAGGGGCCAACGGCGGAGCUUUAGCGUUGCAAAAAUUUCAAGUCCGGACCUGAGUACAGGUAGCACUCUGUUCAAGUUCACCGAAAUGAGCAGAAUAUCGAUGGGCGGUGAUUCUGAGAAGCCUUUGGAGGACGACUUAUCUGACAUCCAGGUGCAGCCUAUUGGGUUAGGUGGAAUGGAUAACCAAAUCAACAGCCUGAAUGAAAGCCUCGCUGAUUUUAAUAUGAGCCGCGGCAGUUUAGUAAUGCCACCAUUUUACGCACAUAGCCGAGGGAUCCUUCUCUAUGGUCCGAAGGGGACAGGUAAAACGGCGCUCCUGCAACAGAUCGGUGCAGCAGGGUGGAGGAAAACGCUCAGCAUUGGGUCCGCGGCUUUUGGUCGAAAUAUUGGAGAUGCAGAAGUCAAAAUGCGCAACAUGUUCCAAGAGGCAAUGCGUUGUCAACCUAGUGCAAUCAUCAUUGACCAGGUCGAAUUUAUUGCCCCUAGACGGACGUCUAUGGACACCCAGUCACUCAGCUCAGUUUUAUGCGAGUGUCUAGAUGCUGUUAAAAGUGCCCUUGUACUGGUUGUUGCUGCAACCCGGCAUCCGAAUGAUGUUGAUGAUGCUCUAAGGACACCUCAUCGAUUAGCAAUUGAGAUUGAAAUGCAAAUUCCCACUGCACAAGAUCGAGCUCGCAUAUUGCAUGCUAUUUGCGGCAGCCCAUCCCCCACACUGAGCGACACGCUCAUAAAUACAAUAGCAGAAAAGACGCACGGCUAUGUUGGGGCAGAUCUAUUUGCUCUAUUGCAACUCAUUUGUCGAAAGGCACGCCAGAGACAAAUAUUGAAUAGGGGACUUCCAAUAUGCCAAGGAAAUAAAUUCGAUAGUGAUUCGGCUGAAAGACUUCCUGCCGGAAAGACAAGCGCUUUCCUUGAAAUUGAUGAUACUGAUGUCCUAUCAGCGAUCCAAGAAACUCGACCCACUGCUAUGCGGGAAGUGCUUUUGGAAACCCCCAAAGUUAGGUGGUCAGACAUCGGUGGACAACAUGAAAUCAAGAGACGCCUCCAGAAAGCUGUCGAGAGGCCUCUGAGGUUCCCCGAACGAAUGAAGAGGCUUAAUUUGAAUAGCAAGAAGGGUAUACUCCUCUAUGGGCCUCCUGGGUGCUCCAAGACGCUCACUGUUAAGGCACUAGCCACAGAGGCAGGGCUUAACUUCCUUGCGGUCAAGGGCGCCGAGAUUCUAAGCAUGUAUGUUGGGGAAUCUGAACGAGCAUUAAGAGAAAUCUUCCGGAAGGCACGCUCUGCAAGACCCAGCAUCAUAUUCUUCGAUGAGAUCGAUGCGAUCGCUUCAAAGCGGGGCAGUUCGUCACAGGGAGGUGUGAAUGUUCUGACUACUCUCCUAAAUGAGAUGGAUGGUAUUGAGGAAUUGAAAAGUGUUUUGGUUGUUGCCGCCACCAACAAGCCAGAGGUGAUCGACCCAGCAUUGAUGCGUCCAGGUCGUCUUGACAAUGUACUUUACAUUGGACCACCUGAUUUCGAGGCGCGAAGGGAGAUCCUAAACAUAUGGUUUGACAAGUCUGUCGUUCACCCAGAAGUGGAAGUUGAUGUGUUGGCCUUGAAAUUAGAAGGAUACUCCGGUGCGGAGAUUGUCAGUAUCUGUGAAACAGCGGGUGAUGCUGCUCUGGACGAGGAAGAGGAGACUGGUGAAGCACAGGACAUCCGAUGGAGGCAUUUUCAACAUGCGUUGAAUCAAGUAAAGCGACAGAUAACAGCUGAUGUUAUAGCAGGGUAUGAACAGUGGAGCGAGUCAGUUGACUUUUAAGGAUUUGCGGCUCUGUUGACAUGAUAUGAAAAUGAAUAUAAACAACUUUGUAGGGUGACGCCCUGUACAACCAUAGUUAUAGUUCUUUACAGAAAGUUUGCAUAAUCCCGGUUGCCGG
Messenger RNA from Aspergillus heteromorphus CBS 117.55, 2706 nucleotides. RefSeq names its product putative AAA family ATPase. Gene Ontology annotation, cellular component: cytoplasm. Bases 333 to 2588 code for a protein of 751 amino acids. The record is from RefSeq and is a predicted model, not a curated record. The transcript is spliced from 3 exons. Lineage: Eukaryota; Fungi; Ascomycota; Eurotiomycetes; Eurotiales; Aspergillaceae. Gene Ontology annotation, molecular function: ATP binding; ATP hydrolysis activity.